Messenger RNA from Diospyros lotus (date-plum), 1572 nucleotides. Its product is annotated as methyl-CpG-binding domain-containing protein 2-like. Bases 306 to 1373 code for a protein of 355 amino acids. The transcript is spliced from 6 exons. The record is from RefSeq and is a predicted model, not a curated record. NCBI's taxonomy places the organism in Eukaryota, Viridiplantae, Streptophyta, Magnoliopsida, Ericales, Ebenaceae. Gene Ontology annotation, molecular function: DNA binding; zinc ion binding.
CCCCCGGUUUCAGUUGCAAUGUCUUAAAACUCUCUCCUCUAUCUCUCUCUCCGAUCUCGUAUUUCUAUAUCCCCGCCGUUCCUCCUUCCGACCUCGAAGAUAACGCUGACAUCCGCGAAUCGAUACAUUUAGUGUAAGAUUGACGGCAAACGGGCGGGAAAAUUGUUGCUGUAAGGUAGAAAUCAGCUCAGUUUCCGACAUUAUUCGCCGAUCAUUUCCGAUGAUCGGUAGCUGAGAUCCCUCUUCUUACCGUUGGGGUGGAAAUCAAAACAUCCAGAUUUUAAAGGUGAUUUGGAUAUAGUCAUAUGGACGAUCAUUCUACAAAACUUACCUCAGGGGUGGAAAGAGAAGAAAAUGAGUUCAACACUUCUACUUUACCAGAUCAACCAUAUGACUCUCCCCAUCAGCGGAUAGGUGUGGGUAUUCAAAAGGAGGGAGAAGACCGGAGUGCUGUGGAUAAGGACAUUCAGCCUAAUGGUUUGCAAAACCAAUUGCAACAAAGUGCAGUGGAUAAGGGUGGCCAGUCUAAUGGUUCACAACACCAAUUGCAAGGUGCUGUUGAUAAGAACAGCGAGUCUGAUGUUGCCCCAAAUGCAUUGCAAGUGGCGCUUUAUGAUCCUGCUGCUAACAGUAUGGGUGAUGUUGAAGCAGUUCCUGAUCCGAACGAGUACCAAACCCCACCUAACCGAAGCAUUGUCAACUCUGAACGCUCUUAUAGAGCAGUGCCAACUGUAGGGGCUUUUACAGUCCAGUGUGCCAACUGCCUGAAAUGGAGGCUCACUUCAAAGGAGAAGUACGAGGAAAUACGUGAACAUAUUUUAGAGCAGCCUUUUGUGUGUGAAACAGCUCGUGAAUGGCGCCCUGAUGUAUCAUGUGAAGAUCCAACUGACAUUUCUCAAGAUGGCAGUAGACUCUGGGCAAUUGAUAAACCUAAUAUUCCUCGGCCUCCUCCUGGGUGGCAGCGGCUUUUAAGGAUCAGAGGUGAAGGAGGCACCAAGUUUGCAGAUGUGUAUUAUGUUGCACCAGGAGGCAAGAGACUCAGAUCGACAAUUGAGAUUGAAAGGUACUUGCAGGAAAAUCCAGUGUACAUGAAGCGUGGCGUCAAUGUGUCGCAAUUUUCAUUUCGAACACCAAGUCCCUUGGAUGAAAACUAUGUGAGGAAGCGCCGUCGCUCGAACGAACCUUUUGACGUUGAGCCCAUUUCCAUUGCUCCUCCGUCCGUUCCAGAUGCAAACACAGACUUGCAGCUUGCUGUGGUGCCAGCGCUUACUCCAUAUUUUGAUGCUUCAUCAUCUGGAGCUGUUGGCAGGCCUCAUAAGAAGAUGAGGGGAGGCCCUGCGGAUCAGAUGUUCGCUAGUGCACCUGAUCUCUAGGUCUUUCCUUGUCCCCUUUUUGGUAAUUGGCAUUUUACCAUGGUACAUGACAUCUCGUUCCAUCAUGGAUUCAACUUCCCUUUUCUCCCCUUCUCCCUCUUUAUGUACUUAUAAUGAAGAGAUAAAAUGUUGACUGUGGUUUGGGUUUUAUAUAUACAUAUAUAUAUAAGAAAGUCUAUACAUUUUAGUUUAUAUUGAA